Molecule: messenger RNA, 1173 nt
Organism: Stylonychia lemnae
Lineage: Eukaryota; Ciliophora; Spirotrichea; Sporadotrichida; Oxytrichidae
Source: the annotation of a GenBank genome assembly
AUGAGGAACCAAAUAUAGAUAACUUUUAAUUCUCAUAAUCAGCAUUUGUAACCAUUUAACAAGGAAAUCUACUUGAAUCACAUCAAUCUGAGCAAGGUUGAUGAGAGCAUCAGACUUCUAAAUAUUCAAUAGCAGAUUAUCAUGAACAGAUAUCAGAUAAACAAGGAGUCAAAUAAGCACAGUCAAGACAGGAUCAGAUCAAAUGACUCAUCUUUAAAGAGAGAUUAAAGUCAAAACCUAACCUUUGAGAAUGAAGCAUCGGUGGAGUACGGAAGUCCCAAUAAGCAAGGUAUCCUUAAAUAGAUAUAAUAGAAUUAAAGUCAUUUAAAGAGCUAGCCAAUGAGUGGUAAAUUAAGGUCAAGAAAUAACAACAUUUUCUCAAAUAGAGCAAAUGAUUACGGAAUAAUAAACACAGAGAUGAUAAUAAAAAGCAGCGGCCUUAUAUAUCAAACGGAAAGAGAAAACAUUUAAAAGUCCUUCAGAGAUUUAAAUUUCAUAAAAGAACUUAAUAAGUCAGUGCUUAAGACAGACAUUAACUCAGUAGAACAGCUAUCUACUAGUAUGAAAAAUGGCAGCAGCAGUUACGUCUAGAAUAACUCAUCUGAAAAUAACUAAGAUAGUAGUUUCUUUAGGCUGAGUGAUAGCACUUUAUGCAAAUCAAUGAAGAAUUUAUAGCAUUUGAGGUCACAGCAUUUCCAGUAUUCAACUAACCUGAAAGUUGAGAAUAGACACUAGAUUUAUAUCAGAAAAAACACAAAUAAAAAUAAGAGCUAGGAUAAACAAGCAUCUAAUGGAGGAGCUAUGAAUACAAGGAUACAUACAAAGAGGUCAAAGAAUCUUCCAUUCUUAGAGUUAAAAAAUGCUUAGAAAUUGUACUUUCAACCAAGAAAGGGUUCAACCAAAUUCUAAAGGAAUAAUAACAGCCUAUAAAUUAGUUAGCCAAAAGUCUUAAAUGAAGAUAAAACACCUACAAAAGUCUAUAGCAAUCAAGGAAUCGCUAAAUAGAUUAGAAUCACUCCAUUGAAUAUGACUGUGUCUAAAAUAUCUAUAAAGCAAAGAAUCAAUAAUAACAUUCCAAAUAUCACAAUUCAAGAACCUUAAGCAUAAGCAAAUACUAUAAGUGAUAAACUUCUUGCUGGCAAAGAUAGCCUAAUUACAAUUACAUAAAUAUGA